This is a messenger RNA of Hydatigera taeniaeformis, 1839 nucleotides long. Lineage: Eukaryota; Metazoa; Platyhelminthes; Cestoda; Cyclophyllidea; Taeniidae. The record is from the annotation of a GenBank genome assembly.
AUGUUGAAGAAGGCAGGCAAAGAUGGUCAGGAGAAAGUUCCCCUCGUCCCACUUCUUCGACAAACUUCACCGGCUGAAAAGACCACUACACCGGUGUGCCUGCGGCAGUCACAGAAGGCAUCAAAUUCUUCUACAUCCAUUAGCAAAAUUCCCGGUGCUCCAGUCGAUUUUACCGCGACCACCACAGCCACUACGGCUGCUGUUGCUUCACCUGGAUCCAGCUCCACCAGCACCAGCACUAACACCGCCAGCGCCGUAACUUCCUCUUUAGCGUUUUCCUCGGGUAGUCUCCUAACCCUCACGCGAUCAGAGAGUUGUCUAAACCCGUCUCAGUCAAGAGGCUCCAGCUCCUCCGCUUCUGUCACUUCGCCCACGGUGCCGAAGAACUCUUCCCUAGUCGAUACUCACCAAACACCACCUCCGCCCCCGCCCCCACCUCCACCGCCACCCCCAUCACAAACCAUAAGUACAAUGCAGCAGUUCCCGCAAACCUCAAGUACUGCUUCAGCUACGUCGAUCAUCUGCUCCACCCCAACACGUCGAAGACAUCGAACAACAUUUAGUCAGGAGCAAUUGGAUGAAUUAGAAUCGGCUUUCCGCAGAUCCCACUACCCGGAUAUUUACUGUCGUGAAGAUCUGGCUAAGACAACGAAAUUACAGGAGGCUCGAAUUCAGGUGUGGUUCCAGAACCGUCGUGCAAAGCAUCGCAAACAGGAGAAGCAGCAACGAGCUCAACAACAGCAGCAACAACAGGCACAUGCUUUGGCGCUGCAGCAGCAGCAGCAGCAGCAACAUCAUACUCAUCAACACCACCAUCAGCAGCAGCAACAACAACAACAGCAGGCGGUUCAACAUUCGUUUUCCACGCCCGGCUACCACCAGCUCGGUGCGGUGUUGGAGACACAGGUGGGCAUGUACCGCUCAGCUGCGACGGCAUACACUGCCCAAACCCCUUCGGCCAUAUAUCCUUUCACAUACACUCAGACUGCAAACUUCGUUGAGCCCCUUCCUGCAGCCUCUCUCUUCGGUAAUCUCGACAGAAAAAUUGAGAGCGUUGAGGAGGGCAAUGGAAAACGCGACUCAUCCUCUGCAGCAACAGGAGAACAACAGACAUCCUCUCCAAAGGAAGCGAUGAUCAUCAAAAAGGAGAGCAUUCUCCUCGAAAGCGGUCCUGUCGGACAUUUGGAUACUGGAGAGGAGGAAGGCGGUGAUGUAGGAGGUGGAAGUGAAGAGGAAGAAGAUGAUGAUGAAGACGACGAGGAAGACGAGGAGGGUGAGCCCACUUCGCCGAAGGUGGCCAGGUUGGAGAACUGGUCACCCACGGAUGAUAAGACGGACAGCGGUAUGGGAGAGGUAAAACCCGUGACCGCUCCCCUCCCUCCGCAAUCUGAGGUCCCCGCUUACAUGCCGUCUUCUCAGUGUUUUUCAUCGAGUAACCUCACUGAGAUUCCCACAGCUCAAAUGAUAUCCUAUCAAAUUUAUGGACAAUUUCCCCCCCAAUACCAUCCACAUAUGGCACCGCCACCACCUCCACCCUCCCAUGGGCCCGGACAUCACUCAAUCUACACUUCUCUGGCUAGUGACACCACCGAGAUAGCUAAUGACGUCAGUAAUACCGCUGUCAUUCAGUUUCCACCCCCUCUCAGUAUUGAGAACUCAAUCACGUCUGUAAAAGGCCAGACCAUCUCGGCCAUGGCAAGUCAAUGGCAAAAUGUGACGACGGCCGAUCCAGCUGAGUGGUUUCUGCAUACCAACGGGACAGCGAUGCCUAUCCAAACUGCUGCAGCGGUGGCCUACGGAACGCCCAUGGGCAAUGCGUUUCUACACCCUCACAUAUGA